AUUUAGAUUUUACUAUUUCAUGCACUUCCGGUAUGUCUUUCAUUCUGAUGAUAAUGGAAUUCUGAUAAUGCUGGGAUGGAGGAGACGAAUUUUGACUGUCUUCCAGACGAUUUAAUCAUCAGAAUUUUUAAGAAUGUUUCAACGGAAGACCUUUGUACGAUUUACCAUGUCAGCACGCGAUUUAGGCGGCUAGCAUUCGACAGAAGUCUAGUCAGACAUUCAGAUUUUGAGCAGUGCUACAAGACCACAUCUUCAGCAUUUACAGAGUACAUCAAAUGUAACUGUUCACUGAUAGAAAGCCUGAGCCUGAACCACUGUUACUGGUUAACAGGGCGAUGUGUGGAAACUGCCGUACUCAAGUGUAAAAACUUAACUAAACUGUAUCUGUUGGAUGUCAGUAUAUCAACAAAACAGCUUUGUAAGAUAUUGUCAUCUAUAUCCAAGUUAGAGGCACUAGCAUUCACAGUUGCCAGUGUGGAUGAAUUCGACAACAAUCUGAAUGUUUCUGAGUCGGCCCAAAGGACAAUGUGCAAUAUAAAGCAUUUAACAAUUCAUUUUAAAGUGGGUAUUACCCCUCGGACUGAACCGUCCAUAUCAGUGCAGUUUAUACAAAAGAAGAACUCUUUUAUAGAACAUUGUAGGGAGUUGACCUCUCUUCAUGUGAUGGGGCACCCUAAUCUUGGAUGUGGGUUGCCUAAACUCCUUCUUCAACCUAAUGUUGUUAAAGUUAGCAACCUCAAAAAUUUAAAACAUUUGUCUCUAAAUUAUGCCAUUGACCCAGCUGCUAGAAUAUUCUACUAUGGGACCCUGAUGUCUGUAGCAAAGCUACAUUUAAAAUUAAAAACUGUCCUUAAUCCCUCUGCAAAUUUCAGUUCUGAAAGAAAUACAGACUUCUGGAAGAACUUUUGGAUUUCCCAAGAUGACUUAGAAUAUUUGGACUUGUCCAACAUAUCAUUGAAGAAUAUAUUUCCAACAAUCUUUGAUCCCGGUGUAGUGAAGAGCAGCCUUGUUUAUCUGAAUAUCUCGCACACUGACAGCCGGGAAGUUGGGAUGAAUCUUGCUACACUUGGUCACGUUUGUCCAAAUCUUCAGAGUUUAAAUUUGAAGAAUAGUCAGUUGGUGUACCUCCAUUCUGCUGUAGCAGACCAGACAGAAACCCCUCUACACAAUUUUGACAUUGAGGGCUGCACAAGUUUGGUCAGUAUGUGUCAUAAGCUGGUUCAUCUAAAUAUCAGCAACAUUCACAUCCACCAAAUCAACGUCUCCAAAACGUUUGUCACUGCACUUGCCUCGCUUUCAGGUCUGAAAUCUCUGGCGGUGUCUCCAUGCUGCCUACGAUUACAAGAUUCGGACUCCAAAGAUACAGAGAAAGGUCAAGGUCAGUCUCAGUCUGGAAAAAAGCAUGCAGCAUCAACUGUCCUUGUCCAGUAUGCCAAGAAGAGGAGAAUAGCUCUCUCAGGGAACUCUAGUCAGGCUGUAGCCACAACCUCUUCACACAUUGACCUUGACCCUACGGAGGCAGUUGAGAUCCCCCCUCAGUGGAAGACUGGACUACAGACACUGACAGAAGCUUGUCCCUUAAUCUCACACCUAGAACUCCUCAGUGCGGGGCUGGUACGACCCAUUAUACACAGGGGCUCAAUAGGACUGGCUCCAAAACCCUGUGUCUACAUACCAUGCGUGGAAUCGUAUGCCUUGACAGAUACAGAGCUGUCAUAUUUAGGAAGGUUAUCUAAUCUACAGUAUCUCCAGCUGGCUGGACUACCAGGUAUAAUUAGUGGAACCUUUCUGUCAGACAUAGCCAAACAAUGCCCUAAUCUGAAACAACUUCACCUGUCCUACCUAGGCCUAACAGCUCAUUGUAUCUACACAAACCAGCUGUGCCAAGCUUUUCAGUAUUUUACCUCUCUUAUUGAUCUCAGAAUAGAACAUGCCUACCUGUCCAUAGACCAGCUGUUUUGUCGAUCAGCGGUGAAGUGUCAGUCUCUUCAGAGAUUCUGUGUCGUUUCUAAAAAUGGCAGUGUGGACCCAGCUGCUGUGACAGACCUUAUGUCAAAACUUCCUCACUUGAUGGUGCUACAGCUUUUCACAGACUCAACCCAGACCAUGUGUAAAAAACUCAAAAAGACCCUCAAAGACAUGUUCCAAAGUUCACGCCCAGCCCUAAGCAUCACCAUCUAUCCUCUGUUUGACCAGGACACAGCAUAUGUUAUGAAUAAGAUACCUACAAAACAUUUAGAGGAACUCACAAUAUUUAGCUCAAAAAUCUGCCAGCAACCCCCAGGACAGUCUAGGGUCAAGGCUUAAAUUGGGGGAAACCUAAGGUCAAGGUUCAAAUCCUAAAAAUGUCUAUGACUUUGCUAGGUCAAGGUCAUUGAUAUCAUGAAUUAUAAAGUCUCACUUUAAACACAGAUAUCAUUAUAGUGUUGUAUAUUGACACAGGCAUAAAUCUUUAUAAAUCUGUAUUGAGGAAGCCAUAAAGUGCUCUAUAGAAUUGUAUACAUUGUAUGA
This is a messenger RNA of Saccostrea echinata, 2511 nucleotides long. Its product is annotated as F-box/LRR-repeat protein 18-like. Gene Ontology annotation, molecular function: protein binding. Bases 76 to 2307 code for a protein of 743 amino acids. Gene Ontology annotation, biological process: SCF-dependent proteasomal ubiquitin-dependent protein catabolic process. The record is from RefSeq and is a predicted model, not a curated record. Gene Ontology annotation, cellular component: SCF ubiquitin ligase complex. The transcript has 10 exons. NCBI's taxonomy places the organism in Eukaryota, Metazoa, Mollusca, Bivalvia, Ostreida, Ostreidae.